AUGUUUGGAGCGUUCUACAGAGUUUGUCCUAAAAAACCAGAGCCGGAAUCAAAACCGAAACCGGAGGAUGAUGCCGAAGACGACCAGCUUACUCCCCAAACGCAUGAUUCGAAAGAAAAAGAAGCCGUUCCAGAAAAGGUGCUACCUCCAGGAGUCACCGAGCCGUCAGUCGCUCCUCCUCUCCCGGAAACCAAGGAUGAGCCUGUCCAUACUGAAGCUACGCAUUUCUAUUCGUGGUUAACUUCCUCGGACGCCAGAGCAAAGAGAGCCAGUGACGUUCUUUUCCGUCCGAAAUUGGCAUGA
Molecule: messenger RNA, 303 nt
Organism: Cooperia oncophora
Lineage: Eukaryota; Metazoa; Nematoda; Chromadorea; Rhabditida; Trichostrongylidae
Source: the annotation of a GenBank genome assembly